Messenger RNA from Tigriopus californicus, 1068 nucleotides. It is a transcript of the gene Dop1R1, whose product is annotated as dopamine receptor 1-like. The coding region runs from base 24 to 992 and encodes 322 amino acids. NCBI's taxonomy places the organism in Eukaryota, Metazoa, Arthropoda, Copepoda, Harpacticoida, Harpacticidae. Gene Ontology annotation, cellular component: membrane. The record is from RefSeq and is a predicted model, not a curated record. Gene Ontology annotation, molecular function: G protein-coupled receptor activity. Gene Ontology annotation, biological process: adenylate cyclase-activating adrenergic receptor signaling pathway. The transcript has a single exon.
UGACGUUAUUCUUUGUGGCGCUUAUGUUCACUUUAAUCGUGGUGGCCAUUAUUGGCAACGGAUUGAUUCUUUUCGCGAUCUCCUCCCGCAAAACGUUGCAAAAGCUGCCCAAUUUGUUCAUCGCGUCUUUGGCCUUUGCCGAUAUGUUUGUGGCCAUUUUCGUGAUGCCCUUUGCCCUCGUGAAUGAUUUUGGAAACUGGCCUUUCGAGAAGACGGUUUGCAUUCUGUGGAUCUCAACUGACGUUUUGUGUAGCACUGCCAGCAUCACGAAUCUCUGUGCUAUUUCUUUGGAACGAUACAUCCAUGUCAAGAAUCCUCUUCAGUACUUUAAAUGGAUCACAAAAUCGAAUGUACUCAUUUCGAUAGCUGGCAUUUGGAUCAGUUCCUGUUUGGUCUCGUGUGUUCCCGUGUUUAUGGAUAUUCAUUCAGGGAACAAUUUCAAGCAUUUCCAUCUGAAGAAUGGCACGUGUAGCCCAAGUUUUAGCUUUGAAUAUUCGGUCUUGUCUUCUUUGUUUUCGUUUUUUGCGCCUUGUUGUAUAAUGCUUUUGAUCUAUUAUCAUGUGUAUCAACUUGCCCAGCAUCACAUGGAGAGCAUAAGGCAUCUCAAUGAGCCACUUUUAAGAUUGAGGAAGAUCCAUCUGAACCAGAAGACAUGUCACUCCUCAGAACAGGUUCCAUCUGUGUUCCGGAAAUCCGGACGACGUGUUAUUAAGAGGUCUCGCUUUCUGAAGACCAUCUCGAAUUCACCUCAUGUUCAAGAGCACAAAGCCGCCAUUACAAUAGGAAUAUUGAUGGGUGUUUUCAUGCUUUGUUGGACGCCUUUCUUCAUUGUGAAUAUCUUGGCAGGAAUGUGUACCAAAUGCGUGUCAGAAACAACGUUUCAAGCUUUUUCUUGGUUGGGAUAUUCAAAUUCUGCGUUUAAUCCGAUUAUCUACUCUAUCUUUAACUCGGAAUUCAGAAGAGCUUUUGCGUCCAUUCUGUUCAGGAAAUAAAUCUCAUUAACAUAAUACUCACUGUAUAAAAAGGAAAUAACAACCCAAAAUGAAGCUUUCUUAUUUUUUUAUUUAU